Theobroma umbraticum is the source of this 1518-nucleotide messenger RNA. The record is from RefSeq and is a predicted model, not a curated record. Lineage: Eukaryota; Viridiplantae; Streptophyta; Magnoliopsida; Malvales; Malvaceae.
GUAAAGGCGCACACACAAUCUGAUCCCAAAAGUAGGACAUGAAACAAAAUUGUUAAUUGAAUAAAAAAAAAAAACUGCUCCGGAGCACGCCUCCUCCGAACUAGGAACAGAUCCCGACCAUAAAGACUGAGCGAUAGUUCCAAUUUAGUCUCCUUGAUCCUUUGAUAUUUUUGAUCGACAGAAAAAGAAAUCGAUGAUACUGUUACAGUCCCAUUCACGAUUCCUUCUCCAGACUUUGCUGAAUCGAGUACAGAAUCUUGAAAAGUCAGUUGAGCUAGACUACCACUGGGUUGAGUUUGAUGAUGUUCGUUACCAUGUUCAGGUGUCAAUGAAGAAUCCACAUAUUCUACUUCUUUCGGUAUCAUUACCUACCCCACCUCGGGAAACUUUUUUCCUUGGUGGACUUCCAUUUGGAGCCAUAGAAGCUAUAAAAUCAGCUUAUGGUGUAAUUGUUCAAAUUCUAGAUCCUCCAAGGGAUGGCUUCAAUCUCACAUUGAAACUGAAUUUGUCCAAACUUUCUCCAGAUGAAGAGUACAGACAUGCUCUUUUGGUCAAGGUUGCAUCUGUUAGGGAAGUGGUAUUAGGUGCUCCUUUAAGAGUAAUCCUAAAAUAUCUUGCUUCAAGGACCAUUGCUCCUGAUAUAGAUCGGCUUGUUGCUCUUGUGCAUCGACCAAAUGAGUCCUUUUUCCUUCUUCCGCAGCAGGCAGAGAAGGUGACAGCGGUGUUUCCAAUGAGAUUCAAGGACUCGAUAGACACUGUUCUGGCAACCUCUUUCCUGCAGGAAUUUGUGGAAUCUAGGCGUACAGCUGGGCUGCAUAAUGCACCUCCUUGUUUGUGGUCUCAUUCUCCUCCGCUGGAACUGAAGGGAGCAACUGAUGAUGCAUUAUCAGCAAAUGCAGGAUUUGUUACUUUUGGUAAUAUCACAAGACUAGAGUUUCUUUUUCCUUUUUUAGUUAUGUUGUCAAUAUUACAAACUCGAUUAUGUGUAAUGAAUGCAGUUAUUUUCCCUCGUCAUGUGGAAGGCAAAAAAUUGGACCGUACUGUGUGGAAUUUAUCAACAUUUCAUGCAUAUGUGAAUUAUCAUGUUAAGUGCUCAGAGGGGUUUAUGCAUACCCGGAUGCGGCGACGUGUGGAGUCACUCAUUCAGGCUCUCAAUCGUGCCAAACCAGAUCAGGAGAAGACUAAGAAAGCAGCACAUACAAGAUCUUUCAAACGACUGAGCCUUAAGGAAAGUCGGACAAAUUCAAAUUCAUAAAUGUGCUGUGGAUGUGCUCUGGUCGUACCUCAAAGAAUACUUUGCCCAAGGCUUUGCUCAAGAAUACAUUUGCUAGGGUUUUGUUUGCAUAAGCUUGGGGAUUGAUUGCUGCGAGUGCUUGUAUUCUUAGACUUUUAUCUAAGCAAAAUGAACAUAUUCAAUCUAUAAAUAUGUACAACUCGGUGGUAGUCAUCUUGUGUGAGAGAAAAGAAUAAUUUUAUUAGGUCAUUUAAGACAUCUUGGCAGUUAAGUUUUUGCAAAAA